Messenger RNA from Phytophthora nicotianae INRA-310, 6029 nucleotides. RefSeq lists its product as hypothetical. The record is from RefSeq and is a predicted model, not a curated record. The transcript is spliced from 2 exons. Bases 77 to 3532 code for a protein of 1151 amino acids. NCBI's taxonomy places the organism in Eukaryota, Oomycota, Peronosporomycetes, Peronosporales, Peronosporaceae. Gene Ontology annotation, molecular function: zinc ion binding.
CAAUCCCCUGUCAAGUAACCCUCCGCGCCCACUCAGCCCUGAUAAGCACCAGCGUAACCCCCACUCGUCGCGCUCCAUGGCGGACUCGGACGCGAGCUCUGGCUCCAGUAGCAGCUCCAGCUCCGACUCGGUGCUGAUCCGCGUGCCGCUGGACCAAAAACGGCGCAAGAAGCUGCGCGCGCAGCUCCAGGAAGACCAGCGGCGGCAGCGCGAGCGUCAGUCGUCGAUUUCGACCUCCUCGAGCCUCAAAACGGUCAAAAGCGAGCCCGACAGCGACCGCGGCAAGGGAGAGCACAUUUGCGUCGUUUGUGAGCGCGAGGGCGACGAUCUCGUGGUCUGUGCGGGUCCCUGCAUCUCCGCCUUCCACCUGAGCUGUCUGCCGCCCAGUAGCGGAGCCGCUGAGGCCUCAGACGAAGCCUGGCUGUGCCCCAGCUGCAAGAGUAAGACCCACGCGUGCUUCCACUGCAAACAGACAGGCAUUGAGACGCUCAAGGACGACGCGCCGGCCUCUACAAGCACUGACCCUAAUAAGAGACCCGUGCGUAAAUGCCGUGCGCUCUCCUGUGGUAAAUUCUACCACCAGGAGUGCAUUACGCAGUUCCCAUUGGCCAGAAUCGCCAUCAAUACUCACUUUAUCUGUCCGCUGCACACGUGUGCGGGCUGUAACCAGUCAGGAGCACAACAGGAGGCCGUCAGAUGCAUGAGAUGUCCCGUGGCGUAUCAUGCCAAAUGUCUGCCGUCCAACUGCGUGCGUCAGAUCUCGUCCAAGCUGAUAAUUUGUCCUAAACACGGCGAUAUCAAGCCGAAGACUGCGGUGUCGAAGCAGCUGAGUGAGGUGCAAGCACAAGAAGAGAAUGAAGACGACGUGAUGAGUGAAGCUUCGGCCAGCAGCACCAAGAGGAAGGAGAAGAAGGAAAAGAAGGAGAAACGUGACAAGAAGAAGAAAAAAAAGAAGAAGAAGAAAGACAAACACAAGCGCGACAGUCUCGCGUCCCAUGCAGACGACGAACAGGAGCACGACGACAACGGCAAGAAGCGCAAACGUAGCAAGAGAGAGUCGUUAGAAGCAGUUGUAGACAAGAACAGUCCAUCCACGCCUUCCAGUCGUCGCAUGGAAGCCAACAUCGCAGUCGCUACACCUUCAGCUGACGCAGGAGCGACGCGUUCACCGACGUCUUCGUUGGCUUUGUUUGAGAGCCCAUCGACUGCUACCAAGCGGAUACAGGAGCGACUGGAGGAGGCAUUGGGCAAGAGCGACGACGAUUCCGACGCUUCGACAGCCAGUCCGCUGAAGAAGAAGCGCUCUAGUAGCGAGAUGUCCGCUAAGAGUGAUGGUGCAGAGCAGACUGUGAAGGAGGAACGACCUGUUGAGCAAAAAGAAGGUCAGGAACAGACGAGCUCGCCGGUACCUUCGUCCCCGAUCCCUGCGAGUCCGUCAGCCGAUAAUGAUUCGGUAGAAGCGCGCUCGUCUGCGGAAGAGGACACUCCGGAUCGCAAGCAACAGCGUCACGACAGUCAUGAUAGCAGUGAACGUGGCGAACAACGGCCAUCUAUUGACGGAGAUCUGAAGCUGGAGAUCCCCAAGUCUCCGUCCGCCAGUGUGUUGAUCCCGUCAAGUACUGUAGGCAGUUUGAUGCUCAAACAUGUUCCAAGUGAAGACGAAGACGAGGAUGAGGAAGCCACAGCGGAGUCGAACGCUGAUGCCACACCCAAAACCCUGAAAAAUGGCAGAGGUUACGGCAAGAAGAAGAGGAAAAACAAGGCAAAGCGAGAAGCGCGCACACUGAAGAGAGAGACGAGCGAAGAGGAGGAAGAAGAAGUGAACGAGGCCAAGUGGGUCCAGUGUGACAGCUGCAAGAAGUGGAGGACUGUGCCCCGAGAUUUCAACCUGGACGCCAUGCCCAAGCACUGGUACUGCAAGAUGAACACGUGGGACGAACGAUUCGCGUCUUGCGCGGUCGCUGAAGAGGUUCUGAAGGCGAAUCCGUCCCCACAAGCAGGUAAACGGAGGAGCAAGUUGAAGGCCAAGUCCAAGUCAACGUCUAGUACAGGAGACGACGGCUAUUCUUCGUCUGGAUCGGGUGUAUUGAAGAGAUCAGGAGGAUCGCUGAAGGGCUCUGUUACCGACAUGACUGCGUUGGAAGACAAGGACAAACACUCGAGGAAACACAAGGACAAGACGUCGAAGAAACGCAAGAUGACCAAGCAGCUGAAGGAGAAAUACCGCGAAGUCAAGUGGGUGCAGUGCGAGAGUACCCAGUGCGGCAAGUGGCGAGUCGUUCCUGCGUCAAUAAACUUCGAUCGACUGCCCGCUGUGUGGUACUGCAGCUUGAACACGUGGGCGCCUGAGCUGGCCAAAUGCAGCGCUCCGAAUCCUCCUGAAGUCGAUACGUUCUUGUUGAAGCAGAACAAGAAGGAAGGACGUCCAUCCAAGAAAGCUCGAGCGUCUUCGUCCUCUAUAGACGCCACUCCAACAGCCUCCGUGUCUGUUGCUCUAAGUGGCGGCAUGACGCCGACAUCUUCGACCAAUGAUCUGACUAAAUUGAAACACGGGAAGAGCUCUACCAAGCUGACAGGGAACCCAGCAGCUAGUGGAGGGAAUACCGACGCUAGCAGUAACAACGGAGACGGCAAAGGAAGAGGACGCACCUCUAGUGGUAUCAAGAAGACGGUGUUGGAGUGGGCGCAGUGUGAAAAAUGCAACAAGUGGCGCAAGUUACCGCAACAUAUUAAAUCCUCCACUCUGCCGGACAAAUGGUACUGCUCGAUGAACCACUGGGACCCGUCUCACGCCAAGUGUAGCGUCCCGGAAGAAGCAGAUCAAGAACCUCUGCCGUUGCCGCCUCAUCCUGGUUCGCAGUGGCAUAAGGGAGGACACAAGGGUCAGCGUACGAAGCGAGGAAAGUUGAGUUACUCGGAGCUUCUCUACGGCAGCACUGGGCAGCUCCGCAAGGCUUAUACUCGCGAAUCUUCGACACUAUCGUUCGAGUACGAAGGCGUGACGUAUCAUCGGGAUGACCAGUAUAAACACAGCAGCAUGUACGUGUCUCCCGCGGCGAUGGCGGCUGCUGCGACGAUGGCAGGAUGGAGUGGAAGUGACCGAGUAAACCGGGAGACAAGCUGCAAGAAUGACGCCAAAGUGGACGCACUAGCAGCGGCAACGCCGCCCCAAGCGAGUGUCGAGCAGGUGGCUGCGUUGGUGCUGGAGAAUAUGGACUUACGGCGUCGUCGCAGUGUGUCCGAGCUCUUUGAUGCUGUCAAUUCAGCUCAACGAGGGUCCGAGACGACAGGCCUUGCAUCGCUGGCUGUGGUUACGGCCGCGUUAGGACAGCUGGAGCAUCGUGGCUUGGUGGAGAAAGUGGACGAGUUCUCGGACGAAGAGGAGCCGCAUAAGCGACAGAGACUGGACUCGCUCUUCAACGGCGCGUUCUCCGUGCCCACACAUUACCGGAAGGUGCCUACGCGGCCGUUAAAGGCGUCGAAAUGCUGGAAAUUCGGGAACGUCGUGGCGCUCUCGUCAGUAAAGGACUGAUAUAUUCUCUUCAAGAACUAAGGAGGUGAAAAUGUAAGUGCAUUAUUCUCGCAGAGGUUUGACUUGUGGUCUUUACUAUGUCCUUGUUACCAGGCUCCUCCAGCUACCAUGACCUUGAGCAGCUCUCGACGUUUACGAUGCAGUGUGGCUUCUUUGUCUGCGAUGGCUAGAGUGUCGAGACUCUCAUUGCAGUAUUGCUCGAAGAACGCGUUGUGGUCGGGGACGACUGGCUGUAGCAUCACACUGUUGUCUGUAGGCUUAUUGUGAGGGUCUGGACUGGGCAGUGAGGCGUACGAUGUGGAGUGCAGAGCUAUUGGUGACGGAGCGGAUGAUUUCUGGCCGCGUUGAGGAGAUGGCAGCUCAUCAGCCAUCCGUAAGAGCACAGUUUCAAGGAGGUCGACUGCGGUGCUUUGCGUUGUGAUACUUGAUGGAGCAAAAGCUAGAGAGCCUGCACCUGUGUCGCUGGAGAAGAGCUUUUUGAUGUUCGAGCUGGUCUGCAAUGACUGUAAGUGAGUGGAUAUUUCAUAGCAGACAGGAGCACAAACGUACCAGUUCUUCUUGACGCUGGAAGGAAGGGAAACACACCAAGAGGAUAUCACGCCAGCUGUACACGUUCACCUGUGCAUCAGGAGGUUCUGCAACUGCAGCAAGUACCUCCUGAUUGCCCACAAUACUCGAACUAGAACUCUGUGCUAGGCUGCCGAUCGCCUCAGCCGUCCUGACGUCAUAGAAAAUGACCAUUCCGCUCGAGAACUGCACAAGCGCCAGGGGGAUAUCUGCUGCUGACAGUGUAAGACUUGUCAUCGAACUGGAUACUACACGUGUCAGUACAAGUUUACCGCGUUCUCUAACGUCGAAAAAGUAGAGUCGUUGCUGGGCUUUCGAGAGUGCUACGACGUAUUCAGCCUGGUACAAGAUGACGCUGCUAAUCGAAGCCUUGUCUUCAGACGAGAGGAAGGCGUAGUCGACGUCGCGCAGCACGUCCCACACGACAAUGGAGCCAUCUUGACACCCUACAGCGACGUACUGCGUCGUGAGAUCUUGAGCGGAAGCUGUGAUCUUAGCCAAAUGCUCCCAUAAUCUCACUGGAGUUAAGAGAACAGGAGACGAACUGGCACUGGUAUUAUCUGUAGACGGGAGCACGUACUUCAGUAACUUGAGCUCGUGGCACACUGCUAGUGCGUACGUGUUAGGUACUCGUGUCUGAGGACGACUAGUACAUGGUGCCACUAGGAAAUGGACCUUAGGUCUGCAUUCUUCUUCCGUUGAAGACGAGCGCGUUGACUCCGGAUCGAUUCGAAAGGCUGGAGAUGUCAACGCUAACGGCUGAUGUUCACCUUGGUCGUGGUCAAUGAAGUACAAGGCAACAACUGCAGAGCUUACGGAUGUGACAGCGAGGAACUUGGAGUCGGGGGACAAAAUAAUCGAAGAAAUCGAGGACUCAGGACUUUGCGGAGUCACAACAGCAACGAGUUGACAGAACUCGGUCUCUGAGGUUUUUACUGUGUAGAUGUUUACACACUCGCGAGUUGCUGACGUUGGAAGCUGGACAUCGGUGCUUAGAUCUGCGCUCACAAACUCGGUAGUCGUGGUCUCCAUGACAUGAACAGCAAGACCGCAGCUGCUCUCAGUUGCUAGUUGGAGCGCGCUGAGCUGUUUAAUCGACACGUGAGUGUUUGUGAUGGUCUCUGCAGUCCCAGCAGCCACGGCCUCAAGUGGAAAUGCGAUGGGAAAAUCUCCCAAUACCUUGACAUUGUCAUCGCUUGUGCUUAUAAUUCUCAGAGUUGGCGCAUUGUCGUUGUUUAUUGCGGCUACCACGACGGGUACGAGACAGUGACCCACGACUUUCUGGGCUUCACUUUCGAGUGGAAUUCGGCGCGAUGGCCCGCAAGAUCGGCUUCUAGCGACAUCAUAGUCCUUUAAUUGGUCGUGGUUUGAUUCCGAUCGUCUAGAUCUUGAGGAUUCCGUGGCAUCUUGAGUGGUGCUUUCAGAUUUGUAUCGAGUGCUUUCCAACUUGAUAGUUUCCCACGCUCCAUCGAAGAUAUCGUAGUCCAGAAUCUUUUUAAUACGUCGAUAAGGUUGUGGCAACUGUGUGAACUGCAGAUCUGGAUCCACGUGGUCGGCAGGUGCAUUCAGCGCAAUCCAGCGAAGAAAUUUCGUUGCUAGCAUAGCCCCAUUGGGUUCUUGGAAUUGGUACCAGAGUAGUCGUACUUCAGAUCGACCGAGAACCACAUUGUUCGCCUCCAACACGUCGAAAAAUACAUCGGGGGGAAUAACCACUCGUCGAGAAUUAAUCAAGUCACCAAGCACUUCCUAAGAUCACAGCAAUGAUGUUAAUUUUUUUCUGAAAAAAAAAGAGUACUGAGAAUACUGGAUACCUUCCACGUUGCAUCCCAUCGCGCUUGGUCAUGAACGCAAACCGCUCUAAUGCGAACAUCAAGUUAGAUUUUUUUCUUACUAUAGAGAUUAAGAACAUGUACACAACGCGUUUACCGGA